AUGAGCAAGCGCAAAGCCUCGCGCUCCCCCGCAGAGUCCAAACCGCCCAAACAACGGCAAGAAGUCGACCCCGAGCCUAGCUCACCUUCUCGGACAGCCUGCCACACCCUCGCAUACCCGGAUACACGGUCUAGCCUCACUUCUCAGCCGGUGCCCUUUCAACAGCCUACCGGGCUUCUCACGUUCUCGUACACACCCAAGCGCGUGCUCCAGUUCACCGACUCCGCGCUCCGCUACUACGUUGACCCCCCACCAGGUGCAGACCUGAAGUAUGGCUACGAUCGCUGGAUCAAGCGUCCGGAGGAGAGGACGCGCCUGGAUGGCCUGCUUCGCGGGGUGGAGCGCGUCAUGUCGAAAGCCGACGCGAAUGUGGGCCCCGGGAGCGGCGGGAAGUGGCUGAAGGAUAUCUCGGUGGUCACUUGGAGAGGGAUCAUGACCAAGAUCUUGACUGCACCGUACGAAGAGCGCGACCGAUGCGAGCUGAACGCGAUGUACGUCGGCGGUACGCUAUACAUUGAAGAACAUCUAUCCGAUGCGCGGCUUCACGAAAAAGAAGACCUCGCCCCUAGACAGCGUCAAAUGACGUACUACGGGUACUCCUUCGAAUCGUGGUGUACGUCCUCUCGGCCAGGCAUUCCUGAGCGCGCAAAGGGCCAUCCGGUAGGAUGGGGCGGGGACGUGGACACCAAUGUUCAGUGGUGUAGCCUCAUCAAGACCAAGCUCGGCGAUAAUCGCCUGGUCAUCGGAGGCGAGGUUGACUGCGUACGAGAUAAGUUUAAUGGACGAACGGAUACGUUCGUUGAGCUAAAGACCUCGAUUAUGAUCCGCAAUGCAGGCGACGAGGCUCGCUUCGAAAAGAAAAUGCUCAAGUUCUACAUGCAAUCCUUCCUACUAGGUGUUCCGGAAAUCGUCGUAGGAUUCCGAACGCCGGCAGGACAGAUCACGACGACGCAGUCGUUCAAGACCGUCCAGCUCCCCCGCCUCGUGCGCGGGAAGCCAGGCGCAUGGGAUCCCCAAAUAUGCUUCUCUUGGGCCCAGCAGUUCCUGACAACGCUCAAGUCCACGCUCUCCGCUCCCCCCGAACCCACAGAAGCACCUAGCGGCGAGGGCAGCCCCCCGAGCGAGCCGUCGGCCAGGGUCUGGCGAAUCGUUCUGGCGCCCGGAGAGGGCGCGAAAGUCUCCUUGCUUGACGAGGUUGGAGUCAAGGAAGUGGAGGCUGGAGAAGACAGGGUGGGGAUCUUGCCAAGGUGGUUUUACGACCAAGUUGUUGGCAAGAACGUGGAAGCUAGCGCCGUUGCAAGCACACCCAGCGAGCCUGCGGCGGUUCGGAGUGGCGCGUCGGCACCUAAUAGCACAUCUCAUCUAGGAUGGAACAUUUAA
Molecule: messenger RNA, 1380 nt
Organism: Trametes versicolor FP-101664 SS1
Lineage: Eukaryota; Fungi; Basidiomycota; Agaricomycetes; Polyporales; Polyporaceae
Product: RAI1-domain-containing protein
Exons: 6
Coding region: 1-1380 (459 amino acids)
Biological process (GO): NAD-cap decapping; nuclear-transcribed mRNA catabolic process
Cellular component (GO): nucleus; cytosol
Molecular function (GO): mRNA 5'-diphosphatase activity
Source: RefSeq, a predicted model, not a curated record